ACAUUAUUUAUUGGUGCUGAAAUUGAAAGAAUAAUAUCAGAAAUGGACCAUUAUCCAGAACAUAUUUCCUACAAAAUGUCGGAAUUAUUUUUUAAAAAUAACAAUCCAUAUAAAAAAACGUUAUUAGACAAUUAUGAAGAAAUAUUUAAGGUAAUAAAAUUGGUUAUUUUUUUGUUAAUUUAAUUUGACAAAUAAAAUUUUUUAAUUUUGUUUUUUAAUAGAGAAAUAUUAUGACAAUGUGUGGCAUGAAGUUAUCACCACAGCAUCAAAUAUUUUCAUUGUACCAUAAAACUGUUAAUAAUGUAGUAAAAAAUUCGGCUGUUAUGGCAUUUGCCUACAUGUGGAGAACUGAAUUUAUAGGGCAUAAUUAUACUGAAGAAAUUCAAGAGCUUGAAAACACAUUAACACAAAAAAUUAAUGAAUACACAGAAUUAUUUAAAAAUAAACUUCAAGUAAUGCCGAAUUUUAUACGUCGAUGUGAUCCAAUUGAACAAAAAAAAGAUGUAACAUAUGCUGAAUUUGAAAACCUUGUCUAUGUAUUUGUAACAAAUCAAAAAACUUUUGAACCAAAAAAUAAAGAAACAUGUGAAAAUUUUUGUGGUGAUAUUGUUACAAGUACCCCUGAAUGUGAAAAAAAAAAUAAUUGCAAAAAAUACGAAACAAUUUGUAAAGGUAAAAUUACUGGUUGUAAAAAUGAUGCCAGCUAUGAAGUUUGUCAAUCAAAUGAUUCUUCAAGUAGACACUAUGAUUGGAUUAAAAAUAAGGACAAUAAUGUUUAUUAUGGUAAUGCAAGUACAUCAUGUACUUCAACUAAAUUAAUAGAAUCAACCAAUAUUCUGACGUGGUUACCAUCAUGGGCUUCAAAGAUUUGUCGUGGUUGUAUUUGUCAAUGUGUUGAUGAUCGUCUUGACACCAACAACAAAACAAUUCGAGCAUUCAGUUACAUGUGGUCCAAUACAAGUGAUGACAUGGUUGCAACUGGUGCAAGGCUUGUUGCUCAAGAUCGAAUGAUUCACAUUCAGCUGAGAGAGGCUAAACUCUUGCCAUUGGGAAACAUUAAUGUCACAAGUGAAAGAUGGAUACCACUACCAAAAUUUGAAUAUCAAAAUAAUUUUCCAAGUGUUGCUAUUUAUCCAGAUGGUACACGACAUUCAUUGAUAGCAGACAGAGACUUUGGAACGAUCCAAAUGAACUUUGCUGAUAAAAUAUGUCUGCAACAAUUAAUUCUCGAUGAAAAAUAUUUAUUAACUGGUGUGAGAUUUAAUGCAAUGUAUUUUAACAAUACUAAUAAAGACGAAAAACGUUGUUUUAAUAUUGAUACAAAUUAUGCUGAAUUUAAUUAUGACACAGGAAAAAUGAUGACCAGGAAAUCUUAUGAUAAACAACAAACACAACCAACUGAAUUGAUAUUAGAUCAACCUGACAAUCCACUCAAAUUCAAAAAAAAUGUACAAGAUUCAAUGGAUAAUCAAUAUAUUAAAAUUGGAGUAACAGACUUGAUCAAGGAUGCAUCACAAACAACUUUUCCAUUUAUUGAUCUUCAAGAAGUCACAACUAAACCAAGUGCACCACUAGCUGGUAUUGAAUUAUUUCAUAAAGGACAACUUGAUAAAACAUCUGGUGGAUUUGUUUCUCUGAAAAUUCAUCCAAUUGAUUUUAGUAUUUUCAUAUGAACUGAAUAUCAAGGAGAAGAUUUAUAACAGAAAUAUUUACAGAAUUUUCGUGUCAAAGAUUAUUGCAGUCAAAUGUUAUGGCAAUGAAUUAUUAAAUAAUAAUCAAUUUAUAUUAUAAAAAUUAUUUCAAUUAAUAAAAAAGAAAUAAAUAAAAAAAUUCACUAAGAUGCAUUUAUUUUUUAAAAAUUUUAUAAUCUUAAUCAAGAUUUUCUUUUCUCGUUUAGCCUUUAUGAUAAUCUUAAAUUUGGAGUAUUUCAACUACGAAAAAACCACUUAUAUUAAUAAAUAAAAAUUAUUAAUAACAAAACCACAUUUUUCUAUUACCUUUUUUUUAAAUUCUAUUUCUGAAAUUUUCAUAAAAAACAAAAUUCAAUUUAUUAUUUUUCAACACAAAAAAUAAUUAAAACUCAAUCAAAAAAUAAAUAGUAUUUUUUUUCAUCUUCAAUCGUGUAUUUAAAAUAACUUUAAUAAUAAUAAUAAUCAUAAAAGUAAUAAUAACAUUUUUAAACUAGAGUGUAAUAAUAAUCAAAAACGUAUUAGUUUUAUUUUCAUUUUUGUUUUUGUAUAAUAUCCAUUCAUAGUUAUGUAAAAUAUACAUUCAAUUUAUUAUAAAAUAUUAUCAUUCAUAGUGAUUGAUAAAUUUUGAUUGUUUUGU
This is a messenger RNA of Aphidius gifuensis, 2328 nucleotides long. RefSeq lists its product as uncharacterized. The transcript has 6 exons. The record is from RefSeq and is a predicted model, not a curated record. The coding region runs from base 231 to 1673 and encodes 480 amino acids. NCBI's taxonomy places the organism in Eukaryota, Metazoa, Arthropoda, Insecta, Hymenoptera, Braconidae.